Messenger RNA from Aspergillus brunneoviolaceus CBS 621.78, 582 nucleotides. RefSeq lists its product as uncharacterized. The record is from RefSeq and is a predicted model, not a curated record. Lineage: Eukaryota; Fungi; Ascomycota; Eurotiomycetes; Eurotiales; Aspergillaceae. Bases 1 to 582 code for a protein of 193 amino acids. The transcript has a single exon.
AUGAGUCACCCAAUGCCUUCGUCAUCUACAGGUGAGGCUCAGCCCUCGACCCCACAAGCACCGCCCGAUCCAGCCCGGUGGUAUCUCGACUUCUGGGUCUACGACGCCCCAGUCAACCUCGCGAUCCCGGAGCUGCUCAUCGGCCUCCGCAGCCAGAUUGAAGACCGCUACAGUCGGAGGGACUUUCGCAUCGAGCCGUCCCCCCCGUCCGAGCGUCAUCUGCUGGUCCGGGCCGUCGUCCGCACUGAAGACUGGCCACAAGACGAGGAGAAGGAGCAUGAAAAACUGCACGAACAAUUAAGUGACAUUCUGGAUCGGCUGAAGUUGACUCUGCCUUUGGAUGUCUGGUGGUGUGACAAAAGGAAAGAUCUGAGAUGGUCCAUCGAGUUUCCGCCCCCCGUCCAUGAUAGUGACAUUGACCAGGAUCCGGACCUGUGCAAUCUCCUGCUCAUCCUCCACCCGAGGAUCCCCGAGACCCAAACUAGGGUCGAACCCGUGCCCAAUGACCGGUCGACUAUGGUCAAGUGGGUGGGGGACAUUCGGCUCUGCGGGCCUUUGCCUGUACGUUCGCGUCAGGUGUAG